AAUUAUAUAAAUUAAUAAAGUGUUAAUCAUGGGAAGCAGAAACGCAAAUUCACGUGACACGAUACUUAUGUAUGAUAAUAGAGACACGCAAAGUCAGUGGUCUGUUGUGGUAUCGACCAGUCAUAUUCCUGGUAUGGACAACGCAGCGGGAACAGACUCUCUCGGAACAACUGGAAGACAUCGGUUGCGAUACGGAUCGCUAGUUUUAGGAGCCUUCCUCACUAUGCAUUGUAGGGUUGCUGCAUCAGCACUCACUGGAGGGUUUUUUCUAUUCAUAAUGUUCCUUGUGACUGCAACUGCGGGCUUGGCGAAUCCUUUGCGACAUUUUGAAGUGUAUCUUGGGCAGUGGAGCAUCAGUGGUCCGGGACGCGCGUUUCGGAUAUUGCCAAUACUUGAUGGACUCGGAAUAGCGAUUUGUCUAAAUACUCUAGUACGUGCAAUCAACUGUUGUGCAAUUGCUGCGAUAUCAACUAUAUAUGUCGUUCAUUCAAUUUCCGAUUCCAAGUUACCGUUUUCACAUUGCAGAUAG
Pieris rapae (cabbage white) is the source of this 529-nucleotide messenger RNA. RefSeq lists its product as uncharacterized. Gene Ontology annotation, cellular component: membrane. The record is from RefSeq and is a predicted model, not a curated record. Lineage: Eukaryota; Metazoa; Arthropoda; Insecta; Lepidoptera; Pieridae. The coding region runs from base 29 to 529 and encodes 166 amino acids. The transcript has 5 exons. Gene Ontology annotation, biological process: sodium ion transmembrane transport. Gene Ontology annotation, molecular function: L-amino acid transmembrane transporter activity.